Molecule: messenger RNA, 1758 nt
Organism: Aureobasidium namibiae CBS 147.97
Lineage: Eukaryota; Fungi; Ascomycota; Dothideomycetes; Dothideales; Saccotheciaceae
Product: carboxypeptidase S
Exons: 2
Coding region: 1-1758 (585 amino acids)
Cellular component (GO): fungal-type vacuole lumen
Molecular function (GO): metallocarboxypeptidase activity
Source: RefSeq, a predicted model, not a curated record
AUGGAUGAGAAGCAGCAGCUCAUCGGGUCGCUCCCGGUUGUAAAUGAUCUUUCCGAACAGCGUGCACAAGCAAAGAAGAACUCUCGCUGGAGCACCAUCAAACUUGUCACAGCAUGUGCAGCUCUAGUUGCGCUCCUUCACUGGGCCUUUGUUCUUCCUCAGCUGCCUCUGAAGCAUCACGGAAAGCAUGGCAAGCAUCAUCACCACCAGAAAUCACAAUGUCCUCAGGUCGAGCCUCUUGUACCCAGCCAGCAGAGUGACGAGCUGGUCAACAUGGAUGCCUACCUCAAGUCACCUGCUUUCCAGAACUCAUCCAUCCAGCGUCUUUCUGGUGCUGUCCAGAUCGACACUCAAUCAUUCGAUGAUCUGGGCAAGGUCGGCGAAGACAAGAGAUGGGAGGUCUUCUUCCCUUUCCACGAGUACCUCGAGAAAACCUUCCCCCUUGUCUACGAGCAUCUCAAGGUCGAGAAGGUCAACACUCAUGGACUUGUGUACACCUGGCAAGGUUCAGAUGCCAAGCUAAAGCCUACUCUGCUCAUGGCUCACCAAGACACCGUCCCCGUUCCCGAUGCCACUCUCGAUGCUUGGACCCACCCUCCAUGGUCUGGUUUCUUCGACGGCAAGAACAUCUGGGGUCGCGGCUCAUCUGACUGCAAGAACCAGCUUAUUGCCAUCCUUGAGUCCAUCGAACUGCUGCUUGAUGCUGGCUUCACCCCUGCUAGAACCGUGCUUCUUUCUUUCGGUUUCGAUGAGGAGAUCAGUGGCGGUCAGGGUGCCGGCAAGCUCGCUCCUUUCAUCCUCGAACGCUACGGUCCCGACUCUCUUGCUGUCAUUGUAGAUGAGGGUGCUGGUAUCGAUGAUGUCUGGGGUGUCACCAUGGCCACUCCUGGUGUCGCUGAGAAGGGCUACACUGAUGUUGUUAUCACUAUCCGUAUGCCUGGCGGUCACUCCUCAAUUCCUCCAGACCACACUGCUAUUGGUGUCAUGAGUGAGCUUAUCACUCUGAUCGAGGCAGACAAGUACCCUCUUCGUCUCGAUGCAAAGAACCCCUACCUCGGCCAGCUGCACUGUGGAGCCGAGCAUGCUCCUGAGUUCCCCAAGAAGCUCGCCAAGGCACUCGACAAGGCUUCAAGUCAAUGCAAGGCAAAGCCUGACCUUCUCGCAAUCGAGGCUGCCAAGGCAGGUCCUGCCAUUCAAUACUUGAUGCAGACCUCGAUCGCCGCCGAUGUUAUCGGUGGUGGUGUCAAGGUCAACGCUCUCCCUGAACGUGUUCAAGCUAUCAUCAACCACCGGAUCAACGUCGGAGAGCACCCCGCGGAUGCCCACAACAAGAUUACUAGCCUUGCCAAGGACGUUGCAAAGAAGUACGGUCUUGCUCUUCACGCUUUCGACAACACUACCGAGACACCUUCGUCUAUCUCGCUCACUGCAUUCGAACGUGUCCUCGAGCCUGCUCCUGUCACCCCCACAUCGGUCGACGGGGAGACCGCUUACAGCGUCCUCUCGGGUACCAUCCGUGCCCUGUACGGCAGCCACGUCAUAACCGCACCUGGUAUCAUGACUGGCAACACUGACACCAAGUAUUACUGGGAUCUGUCGCGCAACAUCUUCCGUUUUGCUCCCGGUUACGAUGGCGAGUCAAGCGGCCUGGGCAACAUUCACACUGUUGACGAGAGAGUCUCCAUCAAGAACCACGUCAACACCGUCUCAUGGUUCUCUCUGUUUAUCCGCAACAUGGACGAGGCCGAGCUUCAGUAA